UACGAUUAGCGAUAUGUGUUACAUUCGUUAAGAUUAUCCCGUGUUUUCGAGUCGCGAGUAACAACUUGUCACUCGUAUGACGGAAAGUUUCUUAUGCCAGCGAUGCCGACCGACACCUGCGAGACACGGUCGUAUCCCGUGGCACCACAUCCACCAACAGGUUUUGUUCCGGCCCCAGCUCAACCUGCUACUUAUGGUGUUGCAGGUGCAGCACCAUAUGGAGUAUUUCCAAAUCAGCCUCAAUUAUAUGCAGCACAAGGACCACCGCAGCCAACAUAUGAUCAGACUCUCACACAUCCCAUGAUGUAUCAACCAAUGUAUGGCCAAGGUUAUCCUGGUGGAUAUUUAGCAGGUUAUCCUACUGCAUAUGGUCCAUUGCAAUACUAUCCACCAUUAGCUGCGGCUGCAGCAUAUUAUCCAGCAGCUGCAAUGCAACCUGCACCAGUUAGGCCCACGAUUAUGGUACCUAAUGGAUUUGAUGGCACUCGAUUCGAUGGUAUCUCACAGCCCGUUUUACCACCACCACCACCAGGCGUUGCUGCGAAUGCUGCACAAUUAGCUGCAAUGGCUGGUCAUAGUGUGGCCUUGUCGCAAAAGAAAGGCUCGUUCCUAGGAGGAGGAACGGAGGGCGGUUACACCUUUUGGUAAACCUCUAUAACUUUUGUGAAACACUAAGUCUAUCGAAGACAUAAUUGUCAAGAUGAUCCAUGUAGGCAAAUCUGAUUUGUGUUAGAGCUCUAAACUAUUUUCUCAUUGGGAGCAGCUAUGAACUUAGUAUACUAAUUACACGGACCGAUUGUAUGCAAUAAUUUAACGCGAGUAGAGAAAAAUACUUUAACGAGAAGCAAAUUAAACAUCCAUUAAUUAUUAAUAUACAAAUUGCGUAUUGUUGUGAUUGUGAUCUCAGAGUAAUCGUCAACGAUCGAUCCGUGUACUGUAUAAAAAUUACAGUAAAAUUAAUUAAAUACUAUAUAAAAGGGAAAACUCGUGCGAAAUUCGACACAGAUAAUAAGAGAGACAGACAAAUCACUAUGAGAUUUUUAAUAUUUAAUAUUUAAUAUUUAAUAUUAAAAAUCGAUGAAAAAAAAUUAAACUCUGAUAUAUUUUACAAAAUAUUUCUACAUUAUUACUUUGAUUUGCUAUUCAAAAUGACCUAAACUUAUAUAAUUAUUAAUACUAAAUAAUCAAUGAAACGAUGCGUCGUUGAAAAAUUUGACAUGAAAAACGAUCGAGCAAAAUAUUAUGACAUUUUACUUUGAAAUCUUAUCUCAUAAAGAGAAUAUUAAAAAAAAAAAAAACAAAAACAAAAAAAAAGAAGAAGACGCACAUGUUAAACUAUGUGAAACACGCUUUAAAAAAAA
Messenger RNA from Polistes dominula (European paper wasp), 1361 nucleotides. Its product is annotated as DAZ-associated protein 2. The record is from RefSeq and is a predicted model, not a curated record. NCBI's taxonomy places the organism in Eukaryota, Metazoa, Arthropoda, Insecta, Hymenoptera, Vespidae.